Glarea lozoyensis ATCC 20868 is the source of this 2016-nucleotide messenger RNA. Its product is annotated as alpha/beta-Hydrolase. Lineage: Eukaryota; Fungi; Ascomycota; Leotiomycetes; Helotiales; Helotiaceae. The record is from RefSeq and is a predicted model, not a curated record. The coding region runs from base 1 to 2016 and encodes 671 amino acids. Gene Ontology annotation, cellular component: fungal-type vacuole. Gene Ontology annotation, biological process: proteolysis. The transcript is spliced from 2 exons. Gene Ontology annotation, molecular function: serine-type carboxypeptidase activity.
AUGUAUCAAAUCCUCCUCAUUGCCUUCUUCUUGAUCUCAAUCGCGACCGCUCAAUACCCUCCCAUCUCGAACCUCACAACAAUCCUCUCGCCGGUCGAUGGAAACAUAACAAUCUCCUACAAAUCACCGCCAGCAGGCACCUGCAAGACCGCUUUUCCAAAUCAGCAGCAGUAUACAGGCUGGGUGAAUAUACCGGGAAGUUAUUCGACCAACACGUUCUUUUGGUUCAUUGAAGCCCGCGAUCCGACAGACAAGCUUACAAUAUGGCUCAAUGGAGGACCUGGUUCGAGCUCGAUGAUCGGGCUGUUUACGGGAAAUGGACCUUGUGAGGUUGUUGAGAAUGGCCGAGGGAAGUUCAUCACCAGGGCCAGAGAGUUUGGUUGGGACAGAGGGUCGAACAUGCUGUACAUCGAUCAGCCAAACCAAGUUGGAUUCUCCUAUGAUACUCCCACCAAUUGCUCGCUCGAUCUUAUGACUUCGAACAUAUACACUCCGUCGCAGGCACUUCCAAAGUCACAGCCUGCAUAUACUUUCCUAAAUGGCACGUUCAGUUCGUUGAACCAAAACAACACCGCAAACACUACAGCCAUUGCUGGAAUGGCAAUUUGGCAUAUGCUCCAGGGAUUCUUAGGAGCAUUUCCACAAUACCGGCCAAACGAUACGGCCGUUGGUGUCCACUUGUUUGCGGAGAGCUAUGGAGGAAAAUAUGGCCCUGCGUUUGCAACACUAUGGACGCACCAAAACAGACUACGAUCCAAUGGUACUCUGUCCCAAAAUGGAACCAUCGAUAUCAAGCUCGCCUCUCUCGGUAUUGUGAAUGGAUGCGUGGACGAUCUUAUACAAGCUCCUUACUAUCCAGCUUUUGCAAUGAACAACUCAUACAAUUUCGAGGCCCUCAACCCUACUAGAGCUAGCCUCGCAGCUGCAAGCUUUUCCGCUCCUGGAGGCUGCGCACAACUGAUCGCUACUUGUCGCACAGCUGUCGCUAGUCAAGACCCCGAAAAUGACGGAGAUGUGGCCGCCGUCAAUAAAGCAUGUCAAACUGCAUACUUGAGCUGCACUCAAAAUGUAAUGCAGCCCUACGCAGACUCCGGUCGAAGUUAUUACGAUAUAACGCACUUUCUCCCCGACUCGUUCCCACCAAGCACGUAUUUAGAAUACUUAAAUACUGCGGAGUUCCAGGCUGCUAUUGGAUCUCCUGUCAAUUACACAGAAACCAAUACUCAGGUUGUCAAUGCCUUCACGUCCACAGGAGACUAUGAGCGUCAAGCCCUGGUUCCUGAUCUUGCCGCCCUUCUUAGAUCUGGAGUUCGGAUUGGGUUCAUGUACGGGGACCAAGAUUAUAUAUGUAAUUGGCUCGGUGGUGAAGCUAUCUCCUUAGCCGUUGCUGCCCAAACAUCCGCGUCGUAUGCAUCGCGCUUCCCGGCUGCUGGAUAUGCUCCUAUCAUCACAAAUAGUUCUUAUGUUGGAGGUGCAGUGAGGCAAUACGGAAAUCUGUCAUUUAGCCGUGUCUACGAUGCCGGACAUGCAGUUCCAGCUUACCAACCCGAGACGGCCUUUGAGAUCUUCGCUAGAAUCAUGUCAGGGACCUCGGUUUCCACUGGCGAGAUCAUCAACCCUUCCGUGUACAACACAAGUGGUACCCCGAAUUCCACCUACACGCAAACCCUCCCUGAUGCUCCAUCGAAUACCUGCUACCUUCGUAAUGUCGGAUUGACGUGUAACGAAAAUCAAAAGAACAUGAUACUUGCUCAAAAGGGAACUGUUAUCAAUGGCGUCCUCUACUCCAAUUUGGAAGAAUACAGCUCAAUUGCCUCCUCGGCGGCUGUAGCUGUGCCAACCAAUGCGGUUGGCACUUCAACAGUUUCUUUCACUACGACGCAAGUCCUAACAGGUCUUUUCACGGCUACUGCAACACCAAGUCCAACUAGGAAGUCUCUAGGCCUCUCCAGUUCUCCUAACCUUGCGACACUUGGGAGCUUUAUACUUGGUGCUUUUAUAUUACUGCUCACUUGA